Molecule: messenger RNA, 1657 nt
Organism: Anopheles nili
Lineage: Eukaryota; Metazoa; Arthropoda; Insecta; Diptera; Culicidae
Product: proton-coupled amino acid transporter-like protein CG1139
Exons: 4
Coding region: 1-1518 (505 amino acids)
Biological process (GO): amino acid transmembrane transport
Cellular component (GO): vacuolar membrane
Molecular function (GO): amino acid transmembrane transporter activity
Source: RefSeq, a predicted model, not a curated record
AUGGAAGACUUCACACCGCUGAUCAAUCUACAGGGCGCCCGCAAGAUGAAAAAUGAACGGGAGCCCCUGCUCGGGCACGACACCGGCAGUAAUGGGUCAGGACUCGACGCUGCCGACCACCAGCGGUUGCUGGCAAGGCCCGAUCUCCGCAGCUCACCGGAGAACAUGAUCGUGGAUGCCCCGAACGACACGGAUAGCCUUAUGGCGAAGGAGGAGUCCACAUACGGGGCAUCCGGUUCCACCGAACCGUACGAACCUUCAAUGCACAGGACACUCGAACAUCCGACGACAAAUCUCGACACGAUGAUCCACCUGUUGAAGGGAAAUAUUGGUACCGGUAUCCUGGCGAUGCCGGACGCGUUCAAGCAUGCUGGCCUGUACGUUGGCCUGUUCGGAACACUCUUCAUGGGUGCAGUUUGCACGCACUGUAUGCACAUGCUGGUGAACUGUUCGCACGAACUGUGCCGCCGGUUGCAGGUGCCCUCGCUGAGCUUCGCCGACGUGUGCCAGCGGGCGUUUGAAUCCGGUCCGAUUGGGUUACGCCGCUACUCGAAGCUGGCCACGAACCUGAUCAACAUGUUCCUUGUGAUCACGCAGCUUGGUUUCUGUUGCGUGUAUUUCGUCUUUGUAGCGGCCAAUCUGCGGGAGGUCGUCGCACACUACUUCUUCGAUCUGCCCACGCGCAUCUACCUGUUGCUGUUGCUCAUUCCGAUGGUGCUGCUAAAUUUGGUGAAGAAUUUGAAGUAUCUCACACCGAUAUCGCUGACUGCCGCGAUCCUUACGGUGUCAGGACUCUCCUGUACCUUCUAUUACAUGCUGCAAGACCUUCCAAAUACGCACACCGUCAAGCCGUACUCGACGUGGGCCCAGCUACCGCUCUAUUUCGGUACUGCAAUCUACGCGUUCGAAGGCAUCGGGAUGGUCCUGCCACUCGAGAACAACAUGGCAACGCCGGAAGACUUUGGCGGAUGGUCAGGCGUACUUAACACCGGCAUGGUGAUCGUUGCCUGUCUCUACACGGCCGUCGGGUUUUUUGGUUAUCUGAAGUACGGUGAUUCCGUUAAGGGCAGCAUCACGUUGAACCUGCCCGGGGAAGAGUUAACCGCCCAGCUCGUGCGCAUCAUGAUGGCGCUGGCCAUAUUCUUCUCUUAUUCGCUGCAAUUCUUCGUACCGAUGUCGAUACUGAGCGUACACAUCCGCCGAAGGCUGCACACGGAGCAAUCCCGGCUGAUCGGUGAAUAUCUGACGCGCGUCUCGCUGGUCAUCUUCACGUUUAUCCUGGCUGCCAUGGUACCGAAUCUGGGUGCGGUUAUUUCACUUGUCGGUGCCGUCAGCAGCUCGACGUUGGCACUCAUCUUUCCACCACUGAUCGAAAUCGUCACCUUCUGGCCGGAUAAACUCGGCCGGCAUUAUUGGAUCCUGUGGAAGGAUGUUGCAAUUAUGGUGUUUGGCAUUCUUGGUUUCAUCUUCGGCACGUACACGAGCGUUGCACAAAUACUAAACCCAGACCUGGUCUAAACGGACAGCAGUCGGUUACGUCGGUGCGUUGGGCAAUGGUCCAACGUGUACGUGAAAUUGUACAUUAAGGUAUAUUGUACUGUAAGCGUUCGUUAGUGUUUUUUUGUAAUGUUUUUUGUUCUGCUUCGUAUCAAUAUUU